Scleropages formosus (Asian bonytongue) is the source of this 2867-nucleotide messenger RNA. RefSeq names its product NF2, moesin-ezrin-radixin like (MERLIN) tumor suppressor a (gene nf2a). Gene Ontology annotation, molecular function: actin binding. The record is from RefSeq and is a predicted model, not a curated record. Lineage: Eukaryota; Metazoa; Chordata; Actinopteri; Osteoglossiformes; Osteoglossidae. The transcript has 17 exons. The coding region runs from base 609 to 2390 and encodes 593 amino acids. Gene Ontology annotation, cellular component: cytoskeleton.
UUACUUGUUUCAAUGAAAUCCCAUGUCAAAAGUUCAAUCAGUGUAAAACACUAGUUUAGAGAGGAGUAUGAUAAAUGUGAAUAAGAUUCGUAGUUAGAAUUCAGGAUUUAUUGAGUCGUUAAGAUUACUGUUGAUAAUUAUUUUAAAGAGACAAUGGGGAGCGAUGUCACCGCAGCGAUUGGUCCCCAGGUCCGAGUAGCCGCCCACAUUACGCACAUAUUUUAGGGAAUUUGUACUGAUGUUGCUUUGUCUUAGUGCGCAACAGUUUGAAAGAAUUCAAUAUUAUCCCUACAAAUAAUCUUCUUCUUCGGUCGCUUUUGAGAAAAACUAUCAUCGAAAUAGCGGCAGUUAGAGAGGCAAGGCGUACGGACAAGUGUUUACUACUAGUCUCCUGUGUGUUUAGUAGCUGUAGCAACAGCCCGGGGCUGGAAGGAGUCCGCCGGUGGGCAAAGUCGGCCGCUCGGUCGGUGGGAUAUUUAGCGGCACAACAUGAGACACAUUUGAGCAGAGUUACAACAUGGUUAUAAUGAGGGGGAAUGACUGAAGUGGACUGUGACGUGGUGGCCUGAGUUCAGCAGGGCAGGAAGAAGGAAAGGGCUCUUUUCAUCAUGGCAAGUGCAUUGGCGUCAAGGAUGGGUCUCCAUUCGCUGAGAAAGAAACAACUGAAGACCUACAAUGUGGUAAUUGCCACCAUGGAUGCAGAGCUCAAGUUCAGCUGUGAGAUCAAAUGGAAGGGGAAAGACCUCUUUGACCUGGUGUGUCGAACCCUGGGGCUCAGAGAGACGUGGUUCUUUGGGCUUCAGUACGAUGUGAAGGACACAGUCGCUUGGAUCAAGAUGGACAAGAGGGUGCUGGAUCACGACAUCCCCAAGGAGGAGGUGAUUUCCCUGAGCUUCUUGGCCAAGUUCUACCCUGAGAAUGUAGAAGAAGAGCUGGUCCAGGACAUCACACAGCAUCUCUUCUUCCUGCAGGUGAAGAAAAAGAUCCUGGAGGAAGAAAUUUACUGUCCCCCAGAAGCAUCCGUCUUGCUGGCUUCCUAUGCUGUGCAGGCUAAGUACGGUGACUAUGACCCCAUCGUCCACAAGCGAGGUUUUCUUUCUCAGGAAGAGCUUCUGCCAAAGAGGGUGAUAAACCUGUACCAAAUGACUGCAGAGAUGUGGGAAGAGAGGAUCACUGCUUGCUAUGCUGAGCACAGAGGGAGGACCAGGGAUGAGGCGGAGAUGGAAUACUUGAAGAUAGCUCAGGACCUGGAAAUGUAUGGCAUUAACUACUUCCCUAUUAGGAACAAAAAGGGAACGGACCUGUUGCUGGGGGUGGAUGCUCUUGGCCUGCACAUCUACAACCCUGACAACAGACUCACGCCCAAGAUCUCCUUCCCCUGGAAUGAGAUCCGCAACAUCUCCUACAGCGAUAAAGAGUUUGCCAUAAAGCCCUUGGACAAAAAGGCAGACGUCUUCAAGUUCAACUCUUCGAAGCUGCGAGUCAACAAGUUGCAGAUCCUCCAGCUGUGCAUUGGGAACCACGAUCUGUUCAUGAGAAGGCGCCGUGUGGACUCUUUGGAGGUGCAACAGAUGAAGUCCCAGGCACGCGAGGAGAAAGCCCGCAAACAGAUGGAGCGGCAACGGCUGGCACGGGAGAAGCACCUCCGCGAAGAGGCUGAGAGGGAGAGGGAUGAACUGGAGAGGAGACUGCUGCAGAUGCAGAGUGAGGCACAGAUGGCCAAUGAAGCCCUGCUGCGGUCUGAGGAGACAGCUGACCUGUUGGCGGAGAAAGCGCAAAUUGCAGAGGAGGAGGCCAAGCUGCUGGCUUUGAAAGCUGCUGAGGCAGAGCAGGAGAUGCAGCGCAUCAAGGUGACAGCAAUCCGCAGCGAAGAGGAGAAAAGGCUCAUGGAGCAGAAGAUGCUGGAGGCUGAGAUGCUGGCGCUGAAGAUGGCCGAGGAGUCAGACAGGAGGGCCAAGGAAGCUGAACAGCUGAAGCAAGACCUGGAGGAGGCAAGGGAGUCCGAACGGAGGGCCAAGAACAAGCUGCUGGAGAUCACCAGCAGAUCGGUCAAAACGCCGACGCAGCUAGCCACUAUGCCCCCUGAUAUCCCUGGCAUGAACCUCAGCAGUGAGAACCUCUCAUUCGACUUCAAAGACACUGAUAUGAAGCGGCUCUCUAUGGAAAUUGAGAAAGAGAAGGUGGAGUACUUGGAAAAGAGCAAACACCUGCAGGAGCAGCUGAAUGAGCUGAAGACAGAGAUUGAGUCGUUGAAGUUGAAGGAGCGUGAGACACCCUUGGACAUCCUGCACAAUGAGAAUGCCGAGAGGGGCACCAGCAAGCAAAGCAACUUCAAAAAGCUCACCCUUCAGAGCACCAAGUCCAGAGUGGCUUUCUUUGAGGAGCUUUAGAGGCAGGAAGGCAGCCCUACAAACGAGUGCCCUGCUCUACAUUGAACCCUCUGAAAGGAGAAGAACACUAUUCCAAACCUCAUCGAGUCAAAAAAGCAGGCACACCAAGCAAUUUGUACAGCCCCUUUUGGAAGAUGUAACACUAGUCACAGACCUCUGUUUGUUUGGGAAAUGUCAUAUAUGCAGCUCAAAGAGAGAAACAUGCAGACUGUACAGCUCUAUCAUUCAAGGUCAAGUACUGUGAUUCAACCGAGCCAAUCGUAAUGCUCUCGAUUCAGAACUAACAUGAAGGAAAUCACCAUAUAUCUGAUUCUUUGAUUUAUAUUUUCGGUGAGUAAUUAAUGCGGUUUCAUAUAGAUUUAUAUUGCUGGAGACAUGACGGUUUACAGGUCUUUGAAUUUUUUAAGAUGAUGUUUGCAUUGAGUGACUGACGUGAAGUGGAAAUCAUUGAGAGGACAUACUGGUGAUGCAUUAAAC